UCAUAAGAACUGAAGGGGAGCUCACCUAUUAUUGUAGUGCUGACUUGUUGCUUGGAUUUGUUUGCUCACGGAAUACCAUGGCGUCACCUGAACGAAAGCUCAAGAUCCUGUGUUUACAUGGUUACAGGCAAUGCGGAGUCACAUUCAGAGAGAGGACCGGUGCACUCAGGAAGAUGCUGAAAAGCAUGGCCGAGUUUGUUUUUGUGACUGCUCCCCAUGCGAUUCCUGGUAGUGAAGACUUGGAAAUAGGCAAGCAGUAUGGCUGGUGGUUUUCUGACUCGUCCUGUUAUGACUGCAAUGCGGAGACAUGUGUUGAUAUUGGCUUCGAUGAUUCGGUGGAGUUUUUGCGCCGUGUCCUGAAAGAGCAGGGUCCGUUUGAUGGUGUACUAGCUUUCAGCCAGGGUGCAUCGUUUCUGGGCAUGCUGUGUAGAAUGCAGAUGUCUGAACCAGAAGUCUUCAAUUUCAAGUUUGUUUUGCUAGUCGCUGGCUUCCGCUCACUACAAGAGGCUCACCAGCGCUACUACAGUGCGGCCAAGAUGACCAUUCCAAGUCUGCAUAUGAUCGGCGACACCGACAAGGUUAUAGUAUCCUCACGUAGCGAUGAGUUUGCGGAAAUGUUUGAAAACCCGGACAUCAUUCGACAUCCCGGAGGUCACUUCAUUGCUGCCUCCUCUGCCCAGAAAGACGGCUUUAAAUCAUUCCUGAAACGGUUUGUCUAGCUUGACCAUUGCGAAUAGAACUAUAGCGGAAUCGGCUUUUCAUUUUUGCAUUCGGUGCUGACUGUUAGUUUGGCAGCGAUUCGCUGGUUUGAAGUGAUUGGCAGGCAGUACGUCUUGGCCCGGUAUGAAUUGCUGUGAAGUAGCCAACUUGCCUUGACCUAUCACGUUAUCUGCGCUAUUGCCUUGGUCUGGGACUACGCUAUUGCCUUGGCCUGGGACUGUGCUGAUGCCUUGGCCUGGAAUCACCGGGCUAUUGUACCGCUGGGCUACACCUUGGCAUUGGGUGACAUGUUCAACAGCCUUCUCGAUUUGCGAUGGCUUCCCAGUGAGGUAACGCUGUGGUCUGCUGCUACUGCAGCAGCGACCCUACUCCAAGUCCCGGAUAUGAUUAGCAAUGCUUGCAUUGUCGACCAGCACUGCAGUCCUUCCGUUGAGGCCGUGUUUUCACUUUUCACACAGUUCGAGCAUUCCAGCUGAGUCACAGUUGAGCUCUGCUCGUACCAAAGACAGACUGCGCCAAACGAGUGUGGUCUCCGUGCAUUUUCAGCAUCGGCAGAAGAACCGCUCGCACUGCUGUAAUGCAUACGCAUAUAUUUAUGCUUUUCGCUCACUGGUAUGAAAUUGUUAUUGAUUCUCUAGUGAGCAAUGACACCUCAGCCGGUCUUUAUAGUGACAAUCCUACAUCACGUCGUGGGAUGCAUCGUGGCUCUCUCUCUCUCUCUCUCUCUCUCUCUCUCUCUCUCUCUCUCUCUCUCUCUCUCUCAUUGAGUGAGUCAUUGUCGUUCAUCACGUGUCCUCUGAUCAUCCUUUUUUUUUUCUUCUGGCUUGAUUCUCUGCUGCAAAGUUUCUUGGUCCCCUCCGGUUUUGAUCAUUUUGACCCUUAGCUGAAAACUUACAGAAUGGGUGAGUUUCUGUCAAUCUCUUUGCCAUUGUGUCUGUCAGCAAGUCAUUACAUGGAACUUGUCUGAGUAUGAUUGUCGAUGAUGAUGAUGAUGAUUCUCUCACUGAGUGCGAUCCAGACUAAA
Molecule: messenger RNA, 1744 nt
Organism: Sycon ciliatum
Lineage: Eukaryota; Metazoa; Porifera; Calcarea; Leucosolenida; Sycettidae
Product: esterase OVCA2-like
Exons: 10
Coding region: 78-719 (213 amino acids)
Biological process (GO): response to retinoic acid
Cellular component (GO): cytoplasm; nucleus
Molecular function (GO): hydrolase activity
Source: RefSeq, a predicted model, not a curated record